AUGGCCGAAUCAGAGCAAACAAAGUCAACGGUUGAUAUCGAUAUGGAGGAUUUGAACAAAGAUGAAGCACAUGAAGCUGUUCCACUGAAACCAGACGAUAAUAGUAUUAAUAACAAAAAUAAAAAGUUAACUUUCAUAGAAAAAGUGAAGCUAGUCAAAGCUAAUAUAACAGUUGAACCUAUUAUGGCCUGUUACAUAAUGCCGAGCAUUUUAGCCUCGCUCGCAACGCAAAAUCUGAACCUAGAAAAGGUUUGUCGGGUAAAUCUUAACUAUAGUGAGGAAAUUUGCGAUGCUUUAAAAUCAAGGCAAACGACAAAUUUCACGGUAUAUGAAGAACAAGUUCAAAUGUACACUGCAGAAAUUCAAGCUUGGAAAAAUGUUGUUCAAACAGCAAUUCCUGUUAUGAUAAUAUUAUUUGUUGGGGCAUGGAGUGAUAAAACUGGGAGACGAAAAAUUUGCAUAUUAAUGCCAAUAGUUGGCGAGUUCUUAACUUGUAUUGGAUUUAUUAUAAAUACCUAUUACUUUUACGAACUUCCAGCUGAAGUGACUGCUUUAACAGAAAGCAUAUUUCCUGCUAUUACAGGCGGUUGGUUUACAAAUUUUAUUGGUGUUUUUAGCUAUAUAGGUGAUAUAACAACUAUCGAAGACAGAACAUUUAGAGUGGGUGUAGUUAACUUAUGUAUGUCACUUGGCUAUCCAAUAGGCAGCGCUUUAAGUGGAGUUUUACUUACAUGGAUUGGUUAUUAUGGAAUAUUUUCCCUAUCGGCUAGUCUUUACUUAUUUAGUCUUACCUAUGGAUAUUUCUACUUAGAAGACUCUAAUAAGAAAGUAAUUAAGAAGAAACGCGGAUGUUUUGGUUUCAUAAGAGAAUUCUUUGAUCUCGCUCUCGUGAUGGAAACCUUUAAAGUGGCCUUUAAGAAAGACUCGGGUAACAGAAGGCUGCGUGUCUGCCUAUUACUUACGGCGGUAUGCGUAGUGUUCGGUCCCUUACAAGGGGAAUUCACAAUAAUGUAUCUAUUUACUAGAUUCAGAUUUAACUGGGACGAAGUAAUGUACAGUAUGUGGUGUACAUAUAGCAUAGUCACAAAUUUAAUUGGUACGGCAUUUUCGAUAAGUCUCUUUAGUAACUAUUUGAAAUUAGACGACACUCUCCUUGCUAUUAUAUCCUGCAUGAGCAAAAUCAUUGGUGCGUUCGCGUAUGCUUUUGCUAGAAACAAUUUGGAAAUAUAUAUAGCUCCGUUACUAGAGAUAUUAAAUGCGACAUCGUUUAUAGCGAUGCGGUCAAUCGCAUCAAAGCUCGUCAGCGGAGAAGAAUUUGGUAAAGUGAACUCUCUCUUUGGAUUAGCCGAAGCGAUGACGCCGAUAGUAUACGGUCCGUUAUACUCGCGAGUGUAUGUGGCCACUUUGAAUAUUCUGCCUGGCGCAGUGUUCCUUCUCGGUGCACUCCUUACCGUACCAGCUGUAAUUAUAUUUGGGUGGCUGUAUUUCGAGCACAAAAAAGAUAGAUUGAUGAAGGCAAAUUCCACGAUUGAUGACAAUGAAAAAUCC
Molecule: messenger RNA, 1548 nt
Organism: Brenthis ino (lesser marbled fritillary)
Lineage: Eukaryota; Metazoa; Arthropoda; Insecta; Lepidoptera; Nymphalidae
Source: the annotation of a GenBank genome assembly